GUACAGUGUUUAGUAGGUUCAACCACCUUUAAGGCAAGUGCAGUGCUCUAUUUGCAGAAUUUUAAAUUUCGUCAUUGUUUACAAGACAAGUCGUUAGCUCUCACCGCCAUGUUUUCGAUGAACUAUUGUUUAAUAUUGUACGCCUGUUUGAUCUGUCUCAUUGACGGCGGCCUUCCGCCGGAAGAAGGAGUUUGUAAAUCGGAUGCUGAUUGUGCUACAGAGGAAUGCUGUGUUGGUAUCGACCGGAAAAGAUUCAUAUUCUCUCACCCAACUUCCGGUAUAUGCCGACCACUGCGAUACCAGGGUCACGCUUGCCACGUGUUUGCGACACUCGACCCAUCAAAUCACAAUUUGCACGUGAAUUAUUGCCCGUGUUCAGAUGGACUCGAAUGUAGAGGAACGUCCGUGGAUAAGUUGAAUUCAUCAAACAUCAUACACCAUGAUCCAAAAUGCUUACCAAAACAACUUUAAUUGUAUUUGCUGAUGCUUUUUUAUUCUGAUACGAUUCAGACAGAUUAAAAUAUUCCUGUUAA
This is a messenger RNA of Ruditapes philippinarum (Manila clam), 533 nucleotides long. Its product is annotated as prokineticin Bm8-f-like. The transcript is spliced from 2 exons. Bases 109 to 471 code for a protein of 120 amino acids. Lineage: Eukaryota; Metazoa; Mollusca; Bivalvia; Venerida; Veneridae. The record is from RefSeq and is a predicted model, not a curated record.